Molecule: messenger RNA, 891 nt
Organism: Phyllostomus discolor (pale spear-nosed bat)
Lineage: Eukaryota; Metazoa; Chordata; Mammalia; Chiroptera; Phyllostomidae
Gene: GEMIN6
Product: gem nuclear organelle associated protein 6
Exons: 3
Coding region: 276-785 (169 amino acids)
Biological process (GO): spliceosomal complex assembly; spliceosomal snRNP assembly
Cellular component (GO): SMN complex; nucleus
Molecular function (GO): RNA binding
Source: RefSeq, a predicted model, not a curated record
GAGAACAGAUUCCUUCCUCACAACGUGGUUGCUGAGUCCGAGGUGCUGCUAGCAGUUAUAACUGGUACUUUUCCCGUUUGUGAGGAUGAAGCGCUAAGUAGCACCCGGUCUGAGCACGGCUCAGAGUACCAUGCGGCUGCAGGCUAAGCCGAGAAGUCAGAUCUAGAGCCGUAGCUGCUGCUUCUUCGUUUUUACAUCCUCCAAACUGUAAGAGGACACAGCGACAAAUCCGGGGGGCGGACCUCUACCUGGAGGUAGAGCCAAAGAGCGGGUGGAUGGCAGCCAUGAAUGAAUGGAUGAAGAAAGGUCCCUUAGAAUGGCAAGAUUACAUUUACAAGGAAGUCAGAGUGACAGCAAGUGAGAAGGAGUAUAAAGGAUGGGUUUUAACCACGGACCCAGUCUCUGCCAAUAUCGUCCUCGUGAACUUCCUUGAAGAUGGCAGCAUGUCUGUGACCGGCAUUAUGGGACAUGCUGUGCAGACUGUUGAAACUGUGAAUGAAGGGGACCAUAGGGUAAGAGAGAAGCUGAUGCAUUUGUUCCUGUCUGGAGACUGCAAGGCAUACAGUCCUGAGGAUCUGGAAAAGAGAAAGAACAACCUAAAGAAAUGGCUUGAGAAGAACCACAUCCCUGUCACUGAACAGGGAGAUUCAUCAAGAGCUCUCUGUGUGGCUGGGGUCCUGACUAUAGACCCACCAUAUGGUGCAGAAAACUGCAGCAGUUCUAAUGAGAUUAUCCUGUCCCGUGUUCAGGAUCUUAUUCAAGGAUAUCUUACAGCUUCCCAGUGAGAGGCCAAGAAUUAUGGACACACUGAUCUGAGACUUCCUUUUUUUUCCUUCGUAAAAUGUUUUGAAUGUUAAGGCCAUCAUAAUACAGGACUUUAAAGGCACACAC